Neltuma alba is the source of this 1029-nucleotide messenger RNA. Its product is annotated as protein SULFUR DEFICIENCY-INDUCED 1-like. The transcript is spliced from 4 exons. Lineage: Eukaryota; Viridiplantae; Streptophyta; Magnoliopsida; Fabales; Fabaceae. Bases 1 to 852 code for a protein of 283 amino acids. Gene Ontology annotation, molecular function: protein binding. The record is from RefSeq and is a predicted model, not a curated record.
AUGAGAGAACGCGGGAAGAAGGGCAGGAGCCCCAAACACGACCUUUUCCAUGUUAUUCACAAGCUUCCUUAUGGAGAUACUCCUUAUGUCAGGGCCAAGCAUGCUCAGCUGGUGGAGAAGGACGCAGAAGGGGCCAUAGCAUGGUUCAGGGAGGCAAUAAGAGCGGGGGACAGAGUGGGGAGUGCUCUCAAGGACAUGGCGGUGGUGAUGAAGCAGUUAGACAGAGCCCAGGAAGCCAUUGACGCCAUCCAAUCCUUCAGAUCCCUUUGUUCUCCCCGUUCCCAGCACUCACUCGACAAUCUCCUCAUCGACCUCUACAAGAAAUGCGGAAGAACAGAGGAGCAGAUACAACUGCUCAAGAGAAAAUUGAGAUUAAUAUACCAAGGCCAGGCCUUCGACGGCAAGCCCACAAAAACUGCUCGCUCUCACGGCAAGAAAUUCCGAGUUUCCAUCAAGCAAGAAACUGCCCGAUUACUGGGAAACUUGGGGUGGGCCUACAUGCAGAAGGGGAACUACGUGAUGGCGGAGGCCGUGUUUAAGAAGGCGCAGAUGAUAGAGGCAGACGGGAACAGGGCCUGCAAUUUGGGGCAGUGCCUCAUGAGGCAGGGCCGAUACGAGGAGGCCCAAUGUGUUCUUGAGGAAGUCGUCACCGCCGCAGCCGACGACAAGUCCAGGCAAAGAGCCCACCAACUGAUGACGGAAAUGAAAUCCACAAUAUCUGCUGAUGCCUUUGUCCAAGGAAUUGACCAAUUACUUCCUCUUUGGCGCUCCCACACGUGCACAUCCAGAAGGCUUCCCAUCUUUGAACAGAUCACUCCUCUCACUCUCACGGAUCAACUAUCCUGCUCAUGAUACAUAAAAAUGGUGGCCAAUGAGAAUAACAUAUUAUUUGUCUUACAGCGUACGUGUACCGUUUUCUGCACCUAUGCUGCAUGUUUAUACAUUUAUACUCCCCGUAAAUACCACUCUCUCGCAAUAAUCAAUACAUCUCAGUUAAGAAUGAAUAUAUUUGAUUUCCGUUGGGUUUCA